AUGUGUCUGUGUGUGUUUCCUGCAGAUGUCCAGCAGCUGUUGGUUGUUAAAGAAAAAGUUCCACCUGAGCAGGAGUGGAGCCCCAGUGUGAACCAGGAAGACCAAGAGCCCGCCCCAAACAUUAAAGAGGAACAGGAGGAACUCUGGAGCAGUCAGGAGGGAGAGCAGCUUCAAGGGCUGAAAGAGGCUGAUAUAACAUUGACUCUUGUCCCUGUGAAAAGUGAAGAUGAUGAAGAGACAUUUUUGGAUAUUCAUCGAAGACAAACUGAACAUAUGGAAACAGCAGCUGAUGGAGAAGACUGUGGAGGACCAGAACCAGCCAGCAACUCAGAUCCAGAUAGGCAUUUACAAUUCAAUACUGAGGACAGCACUGGCGACUCUUCUGAACUUGACACUGAAGACAGUGCUGAUUGGAAUGAAAGCAGAAAACCUCAGUCAGGUUCAAACUCUCUGAAAAAGGAUGGAGGUUCUGUCAGUGACUCAAGAAGUAGUGCUGAAGAGAAACCAUUCCUCUGCUCUGAGUGCGGGAAAAUAUUUGGCCACAGGACAAAUCUGAGGAACCACAUGAUGACUCAUACAGGAGAGAAACCAUUCAGUUGCUUAGUUUGUAAGAAAUAUUUUGCACUGAAUUACAGGUUACAACACCACAUGAGAAUCCACACGGGAGAGAAACCUUACAGCUGCUUAGUUUGUGAGAAAACUUUUAGACUGAAUGGUAAUUUAUACACCCACAUGAAAAUCCACAAAGCGAAUGAUCAAGUCUCUGCCAGUGGUUCAAGGUGUAGUGCUGUUGAGCAGCCAUUUGCUUGUCUCGUGUGUAAAAAAAGUUUGGGGAGCAAGAAAAGCAUGCAUAGACACUUGAUAACUCACACAGGAGUAAAAACAUUCUGCUGCUCAGUUUGUGACAAGCGUUUUUCACAAAAAGGAAAUAUGAAUAUACACAUGAAAACUCACACAGGAGAGAAACCUUUCAGCUGCUCAUUUUGUGACAAAAGCUUUUUGCGAAAGGCACACCUUAAACGACAUGCGAUGACUCAUACUGGAGAAACACCAUUUAGCUGCCCAGUCUGCAAGAAAUCCUUUACGAGGAGUGAUUAUUUAAAGGAACACAUGAAUAUCCACACGGGAGAAAAACCAUUCAGCUGCUCAGUAUGUAGUAAAUCUUUUAAGCUGAGCAGUAAUCUACUGAAACACACAAGAAUCCACACAGGAAAGAAACCUUUCAGUUGCACUGUUUGUAAGAAAUCUUUUAUAUUGGGUGAUAUUUUAAAAAGACACAUGAGAACUCACACAGGGGAGAAACCAUUCAAAUGCUAUGUUUGUAAUAAAACAUUCGCCUGGGCUCAUCAGGUAAAAAAACAUAAAUGUGAUGGUCCUCAAUCCUCACAGCUUAAUCCGAUUUAGGUUGCAGUCGAAUUGUCAGUUUAGCUUAGCAGCCUUCCUAACAGAGUGAACUGACCCGGAAUUACCUCAGUGGCAGCUGUUCGAAUUCUUUAGAUCAGUGAUUCCCAAACGGUGUGCCUCACGGCACACUGGUGUGCCGUGAGGCAAGUCCGGGUGUGCCGUGGUACACUGGUGUGCCGUGAGGCAAGUCCGGGUGUGCCGUGGUACACUGGUGUGCCGUGACUCAAGUCCGGUUGUGCCGUGGGAUUUUGUGACAACCAUACGUUAUUAUUGCAAUAUACCUCUACACAAAAAUUAUUAUUUUCUUAUUUACUAUAUCAGUACUUUGUAUGCACUCAUUUCAUAAUACAGAGGCAAACUCUAUACCUAAAAACAAUUCUUUAAAAAAGAAUCCUCACAGAACCCCAUAUUUCACUGUUAACGCAGUUGCACAGGUGGGAAUUAUAAGAACGUGACACAUCAAAGGCUGAAAGACAACAUUAAAACAGAGAAACACGCAAGAGGGAAAAUGGAGCGCUUUCUUGUGCGGAGCAAACCACCAACCACCAGUGCGGAGACUGCCGACAACCCACCACCAAAAGAAAAGAGGAAAAGAACUGUCAGCAGACAGUAUCAUGAAAGUUACCUGUCUUAUGGCUUCAGUUGGACCGGGGAUGUCAACAAUCCUCAGCCCGAGUGCGUCGUCUGUCGGGAGAAGUUAGCUAAUGCGAACUUGGUUCCAAGCAAGCUGAAGAGGCACUUGGAAACCAAACAUCCCUUCCAUGUUCAGAGAAACUUGGCCUACUUCAGAAGAGCGUGGGAUCUGAACCAGAGGCAGCAAGACCGUUUGUUGGAUUGUGUGAAAGUGUCUGAAAAGGCAAUGGAGGCUAGUUACAUUCUAGCGGAGCUCAUUGCAAAGCAGAGAAACCUCACACAAUAGCGGAGACACUCAUCCUCCCCGCUUGCAAAAAAAUUGUAGGUGUCAUGCUGGGUCCAGAUGUCGCAAAUGAGCUAUCCAAAGUGCCGUCGUCUGAUAAUACAAUCAAAAGAAGAAUCGACGACAUGUCAGAAGACAUUGAGCAACU
This is a messenger RNA of Notothenia coriiceps (black rockcod), 2468 nucleotides long. Its product is annotated as gastrula zinc finger protein XlCGF57.1-like. The coding region runs from base 1 to 1404 and encodes 467 amino acids. Gene Ontology annotation, molecular function: DNA-binding transcription repressor activity, RNA polymerase II-specific; RNA polymerase II cis-regulatory region sequence-specific DNA binding. Gene Ontology annotation, cellular component: nucleoplasm. Gene Ontology annotation, biological process: regulation of cytokine production; regulation of immune system process; negative regulation of transcription by RNA polymerase II. The transcript has a single exon. Lineage: Eukaryota; Metazoa; Chordata; Actinopteri; Perciformes; Nototheniidae. The record is from RefSeq and is a predicted model, not a curated record.